AUUGAAAUAGCCUACCCCAAAAAGUUUUAAAAAUUUAAAAUAUUACUAUUGGAUGAAUGAAGCUUGAUAUUUACUGAUGAAUUUCGUUGUUCCUUGAAUGAUCUAUAAUUUCGUUUCAACAAGAUAUCAUCAUUUUCAAGUUUCUAUUCAUAAAACAUUAAAACACUGUGAUAAAGAAAUGACACCAAAUGAUCAAACUAAUGGUGGACGCAAAACAGUUGAUAUUUGUGAUUUAGUACUUGACUAUGUAACACAAUUUCCAUUUGCUAAAGAUGUAAAAUCACGUAUUAAUUUAGAUGAUAUUCACUCAUCUGAUAUUGAUUUUACACGUUUAUUUGUUACUCAUAAAAAAACAGAAUACCUCUUACCAAAUAUAGUCAAUGGUGAUACCAAACAAAGUAUUGCAGUGCCACCAAAGACUUUACCGCCAACUCUCAAAAGAGAUCUUAAAAGCCAUGUUCUAUUCUCAUCUAUAUUUACAAACAAAACGAGUGAAACACAGACAAAUCAUUUAAGAACUGAACGUCGAACAAGUUCAUCUUGUCGACUGAGUUUACAAAAGGUUGUUACAAAGGGUGGAAGUAUAAAUUUGCAAAUAGGACCACCAAGUAUGCCUGUGCAAGCUAACGGUGGUUUUCGACGCGAAAUAACAAUGUCCAAGGAUAUGGAAGAAGUAUUUGAAGAAGAAUUAACCUGGACAUUAGACACAGAAAUAGUUGUCCCUCCAGGAUAUAAAACACGUGCUGAGUUAAUUAUUACGGAGGAUGAAUACUACGGUAAAUUUCAAGUUGAGACAAUAUUUGAAGGUUCGAUCUCUGUGAAGCUACGUGAUAAAAAGGAUGGAUCUGUCGUAUCUGUUGUAGUUAUAAAUGAUUUAAGUAAAUUUCUAACUGCUAAAAAUGGAUUUCAUCCAAUACCCAAUUCAACUAGUGCUGUUUGUUUCGUUAAUGAGGGCUUUUGUCAUUGUCAUUAUGGUAUUGGUCAACGUGUGGAAUUGCAGGAGGAGAAAAUUUAAAUGAACUGGGAACUACUAUUAAUUAUUAUGAGUAAUAUUUAAAAAAAUCAUUUCUUUUUAAAUAUAUGCACCUUUACACAUUUUUC
This is a messenger RNA of Schistosoma intercalatum, 1101 nucleotides long. Lineage: Eukaryota; Metazoa; Platyhelminthes; Trematoda; Strigeidida; Schistosomatidae. The record is from the annotation of a GenBank genome assembly.